GGAAAAAUGAAGGUUAAAACUGAGACUGCGCAUGAUACUUUGAUGAUCAAUACUUGGACCUAUAUCAAUUUCAAGAGAGACUGCAAUUCAUUGUGUUAUUUGGUCCAGUUUAAUUUGAGAAACAUUGAUAUACAGAAUGGUGUCACCAGAUCAUGUUUGUUAUAGAAAACAUAAAAUUCUCAAUGAAGAAUUGGAUUCUGAAGAAACAAUUGAGGAUAUAUCGGAGUCUGUGGAUGAUCUUAGAGAGCGUCUAGCAAAUGUUAAAAGAAUGAUGAAAGAACAAAGUGGAUAUACACUUGGAGAUAUUUCAGCUAAAAAAGAAAAAAUAAGAACUGAUGUUAUUGAUGGAAAUUUUUUGUCUCUUAUUUUUGGUGGAGUAUUUGUGGUUGUUAUAAGUGCAAGUGCUUGGGCAUUUUAUAAUCUUUAUCAUGCUGUUUUAAAAAAAUUUCCAUCGCAACAUACAGAAUUAUAAUUUUAUUUUUAUAUUAAUGUUUUUUGUAAUUUUAUGCAUUUAUAACGUUUUUUUAGAAUCUUGUAAUUAUGUAUCGAAUUAAUAUUUAUAUUCUUAACUACUUAUAUAUUUUCUCUGUAUGUGAAUUAUCAA
Messenger RNA from Aphidius gifuensis, 604 nucleotides. RefSeq lists its product as uncharacterized. The record is from RefSeq and is a predicted model, not a curated record. The transcript has 2 exons. NCBI's taxonomy places the organism in Eukaryota, Metazoa, Arthropoda, Insecta, Hymenoptera, Braconidae. The coding region runs from base 137 to 472 and encodes 111 amino acids.